This is a messenger RNA of Lacerta agilis (Sand lizard), 1676 nucleotides long. RefSeq names its product arylacetamide deacetylase-like 4. NCBI's taxonomy places the organism in Eukaryota, Metazoa, Chordata, Lepidosauria, Squamata, Lacertidae. The coding region runs from base 235 to 1575 and encodes 446 amino acids. Gene Ontology annotation, molecular function: hydrolase activity. The transcript has 5 exons. The record is from RefSeq and is a predicted model, not a curated record.
GCUAGAGAGAGAGAGAUGCUGGAUACUGACAUGGGAAAGGGGGCGCGGCCUAAGAAGAACAGCUGACCCGUGCCCUCUGCUGUCGGGUACUGCCCUUGCCCUGCAAGGAAUCGGAGAAUUAUAUAGGUUGGCCUAGGGAGUUCUUUUCCACGUGGCAUAGAUUGUUCUCCUAUAAAAGCCACCAGCAUUGGCUAAAGCAAAGUCCUUGUCUCUGUGCCUCUGAGUUGAAGGGAAAUGGUGUUUGGUGAAACUCUGUGGAUGCUGAUAUUAUAUACGACCAUUUUCAUUCAUUUCUUGCUGUUUGCAUGGGGAGCUUAUUAUCGUCUUACCAGGCUCCACCUGCCUCGAGGAAUGAACUAUCGUGCAAUAGUACUAUUUAGCGAUUUCUCUGUGGGAUAUUUCAUUAUACUGGCCACAUUUCUGGAAAAACUGGGCAUCUGCCACAGAUAUUCCGUUAUGAGGUCCAUUGGCAGGUUAACAGCAUUAAGGAAGGACUCAAACUUGAUAAUAAAAGACCUGGUUUUCGAUGGGGUGCCAGUGAGGGUGUUCUGGCCCGGAACACUUGCUGGGAACAGGAAAGGAAUCAUCUUCUUUCAUCCAGGUGUUGGACUAUUUGGAAGCAUUGAAGCCUCUCAAGGGAACUGCUGUUCUUUUGCCAGCCAAACUGAUUCAGUGGUUAUAAGUGUUGACACAGAAAGGAAUGUGGCCCUAGAGGUGAAAAGGAUUUCCAAUUCAAGGGGAAAUGCCAAAUGCGAUCCAGGAAAAUGUCAAAUGUUGAUGAUAUCUUAUUUUCUCUUUAGGUUUCAUUUAGCUCCUGAGCAUCCCUAUCCAGUCCCUGUACAGGACUGUUUAACUGCUGCAAUAUAUUUUCUGAAGAAUGCGAAGGAAUACGGAGUGGACCCCAGCCGCAUUGCCAUUGUUGGGGGGAGUAGCGGAGGCACUUUUGCUGCAGCCAUUUGUCAAGAACUGGUGACCAGAGAGGACCUCCCAAGAGUGCGAGCUCAGGUCCUCAUUUACCCAUUCCUCCAAGGAAUGGACUUCAAUUUGCCAUCCUAUCAGCAAAACCAUUCAGUUCCUCCCUUGUUUUGGAAAAGAACUGUCAAACUUGGUUUGACAUAUCUCACUGGGAAGACAAUCAAUGUAGACGGAGUUCUGAAAGGCGCCCAUGUCCCUCCUGAUUUGAGAGAGAAAUACCAAAAAUGGAUAAGUGCUGAUAACAUUCCAGAAGAAUUUAAGGCUAGGGGCUACAUUCCUGUAGUGCCUGCUCCAUUUUCAGAAGAACUUUAUGAACAAGUUAAAAGAGGUGCUGAGACAAUGUUUUGCCCCCUUCUAGCAGAGGAUGACAUAAUCCGCCAGCUCCCAGAGACUUUCAUUCUAACCUGUGAAUAUGAUGUUCUCCGGGAUGACGGGCUGUUGUACAAAAAGCGUUUAGAGGACAACGGUGUACCAGUGACAUAUCAUCAUCUUCCAGAUGGAUUCCAUGGAAUAUUGGGCGCUGCUGGUUGCGGGCCACUUGAAUUUCCAAGCACAAAGAAAUGUAUGCAGCAUGUAGUAGAGUUCUUAAAAGGUUUAUAGAAAUGAAUGACCUUCUUUGUCUUCCAAUGGCAGUCUUCCACUUCUGUGGAGGGAAAUAUUUUUCCUCAUUGUGCCAAUCCCAAAGUAAAAAGAAAAACUCA